Molecule: messenger RNA, 1541 nt
Organism: Eleginops maclovinus (Patagonian blennie)
Lineage: Eukaryota; Metazoa; Chordata; Actinopteri; Perciformes; Eleginopidae
Gene: chac1
Product: ChaC, cation transport regulator homolog 1 (E. coli)
Exons: 3
Coding region: 460-1053 (197 amino acids)
Biological process (GO): glutathione catabolic process
Cellular component (GO): cytoplasm
Molecular function (GO): glutathione specific gamma-glutamylcyclotransferase activity; gamma-glutamylcyclotransferase activity
Source: RefSeq, a predicted model, not a curated record
GCCGCUGCGCCAUGUUAUCGGGGAAGCAACUCAAAUCACCGCCAUAGCCUUUUGGCUGCGAGAAGAUAAGAUUCAAGGCGCUUCAAACGAGAUCAGCACUAAAUCAAAACACAGCAUUUUUGUUCGUAAGCUUUAAAUUGAUAGCGUUAUCGGCCGGCGACGUAGCUGACCGAAACGUUUUUUGAUUUGUCUCCAUUGGUUUGAAGGCCGAAGCGGCUGCCAUGGAUUUUUAAGGCGUAAUGCGGCACCUCUAAUGCAAAGGCAAUGCAUAGUGCAAGGCAAAAUCAAGUGCGAAAUUCCAUCGUCGCAACUGCCAAGCAGUUGGGCUCAAAUACCGUCCGCGGUAUACCUGUGAGCCAACCGGUACCAUUGCUCCUGGACCGGAGGAAGCUAACGCUAGCUAGCUAGGCAUCAGUUGAAAGAUUAAUAACAUCGUUACAUCGUCAACACUACUCAAAUAUGAAACCUCAAGAUAUCACCACCGGGAAGCCCAGCAGCCUGUGGAUCUUCGGGUACGGGUCACUGGUGUGGAAGCCUGACUUCAAGUACAGGAGGAGCCAGGUCGGCUACAUUCAAGGUUACAAGAGACGGUUCUGGCAUGGAGACAACUUCCACCGCGGGAAUGACGAGUUGCCCGGAAGAGUGGUGACGCUGAUUGAAGAUGAUGACGAAAGCACCUGGGGCGUGGCAUUCGAGGUGACAGGCUCUCAAGUUGAGGAGUCCCUGAAGUACCUGACCGUGCGAGAAGGGGUCCGCGGAGGCUAUGUCACCAAGAUGGUUGAGUUUUUCCCCGAGGGGGAGAACCAGCCUUCAGUUCAGGCGCUGGUGUACAUCGCCACCGCAGACAACAAGCUCUACCUGGGGCCGGCCAGCUCAGAGAUGAUCGGCAUCCAGAUUGCAGUCUGCAGAGGCAAGUCGGGCCACAACCUGGAGUACCUGUUCCGCCUGGCUGAGUUCAUGAGGAGCAGCUGCCCACACGUGGAAGACCAUCACCUGUACUCCAUUGAGGCCGCGGCACUGACCGUGGUGUCCUAUGUCUUGGCAGCACAGUAGCUCGUACCCUUUGUCUCACUAGCUUUUUAAGUGGCUGAAUACACUACUGUGUGUGUUUGUGUGUACACACAUACACACACACACACACACACACACACCCCACUGAGGCUUUUCACAUGUCUUGCCAGUCCAACUUUUUUUUUUUAUGUUGUGAAAUCUAGCUUCACACGACCAUCUGCAGUAUUUGAAUGCUACUGAAGUGAUAAUAAAAAUGGAUCAUGACAUUACAAUUUUUUUUUACUGAAGCAUGACCUCAUGUUUGCAAUGUAAUGCUACAUCUUUAUGAUGAAUUGUUGUGACUGUAAACAUUUUUGUUUUAAUUUGCACUGUUCAGAUUCCAUCCAAGCCAUACAGACGGUACAACAUCAAUUGUGAUGGCGAAACCCUGUUUGAAAUUCACCCUGCUGUCUGCUGUGAUGUGUUUUUCAAAAGCUCAUUGUGCCAACUUGUAUUCAGUUGCAAACCUCAAUUAAAAAAAGUAAAAUAAC